Molecule: messenger RNA, 1725 nt
Organism: Pocillopora verrucosa
Lineage: Eukaryota; Metazoa; Cnidaria; Anthozoa; Scleractinia; Pocilloporidae
Product: histamine H2 receptor-like
Biological process (GO): G protein-coupled receptor signaling pathway
Cellular component (GO): plasma membrane
Molecular function (GO): G protein-coupled receptor activity
Source: RefSeq, a predicted model, not a curated record
UAUUGGCAGCCUUGGGAGAAACUAUAUUCACGUAUCACUAAUUCGAGCUUCGUAUCUUCCACUCUAUCCCAUCGUCUGAUUGUAAUUUAGUUUUAGUAGCGCUGAAAAUUUGAUUGAGCUUCAUGUCUCUGUUCGGUGAAUAUCCGUGCACUAAUCAAUCAGUUGCUCCAAUCCACAUUGCGUUCACAACGGCCGCAGUAACUGUUCCUUUAUGUCUGUUUACGGUCGCUGGGAAUGUACUCGUCGUGUUAGCAAUCUUCAUCGAUCCAAACAAAGAUCUCAAAUCACCUUUUAACUACUUUGUGGCCAGCCUUGCCAUUAGCGAUCUUUUGGUGGGAUUCGUCGUCGACCCGACUUCGGUAGUGUAUCAUGUAAUGGAAGGAACUGCGAGAAAAAGACCACCAGCAUCCUACCUUCACGUGCCGUUCUUCAUUUCGUGUACAGCUUCUGUUCUCAGUUUGGCAGCUUUAACACUGGAUCGAUAUUUGGCGAUAACGUCUCCGCUAACCUACAGAACAAAGUUAAAUCCUAAGCGAGCAGGUUUUGUGGCGGCUGGCAUCUGGUUAUUCUCACUAAGUUUCCCUUUCAUAUACCUUGUCACGGGUUACCUCACAUAUUCAUUUGUCUUCCUCCACACAGUCGUGAUUGGCACUCUCUUAAUCAUCAUUCUUACUUAUCACAAGAUCCUUCGUGUAUUAAAAAGUCAAAUGGAACAGUGGAAUUCUUUGGAUCAGACGAACAUAGACAAUCAGGCGAAGAGACAGACAGCAAGAUGGGAACAGAAAGUAACCGAAACCUUUAUUAUCAUACUGGCUUUCUUCUUAGCAUGCUAUCUUCCUGCCUGUAUCUGCAUUUACAUUGUUAACUUAUGCAAAGCAUGCAGUUGCACACUUAUUCACUGGGCAAGAGAUAUUCCUUCUCUUUUGAUCACGGCUAAUUCAGGAGUGAACCCGUUUGUGUAUGCCUGGCGGUUUGAAAAUUUCAGGAAAGCGUUCGCAAAACUUCUGGGGAACAGAAAGUGCUGUAGAAAACAAAGACAAAGAACUUUAACAUUUGACAACAUAGCCAUGCAGGGAACAGAAAGUAACUAAGGCUGCAAUAAUACACACAAUAUUGGCUCUACUCUUGCUGUAUCUCCAGUUAUACCUCUAUUCACUUCAGUGGGUCAGAGAUUUUAAUUUUAUUUUGAUCCUCGCCAUUUCAGGAGCGAAUCCGUUUGUUCGUUUGAACUUGUGUUCAAGUUCCGCAAGGCGUUUUUAAAUUAUGAUACGUACAGAAAGUGUUAUGGUUAUUUGAGGGAAAGAACAUUAGAAUUUGACACCCUUAAAGGGAAUACUUCAAGUUAUUUAGAGUAGUAAAGAGAAAACCUGCCAAAAAAUACGGCGAAGUCUGAAGAUACAAUUUUUUUUUAUCAAGAACGUCUUCUUCUUUGGCUGGGAAAUCCCGAGCCUAAAAACUCAUCAAGACCUCAAGUUAACAAAGUCGCGAGCGAAUACAAUUUGUAUAUAUUUUAAAAUUGUUGACUGCCAAUACACAAUAAUUCGUUGAACAGGGAUUAAGACUUCCAACAAUUUGUGUUGGUAAAAAGUGUUGACAAACCUAUCACGACGCCGACCCUGGCGAUUUUGUUGGACUUGGGCACCUAGCAUAGUUUAGACUGAAGGAGUACUCCUAUUAAGGCUUUCCUCCCCUAAAUGAGAUGAGGGGAAGGUCUUUGUAUAUUUC